Molecule: messenger RNA, 4534 nt
Organism: Anoplopoma fimbria (sablefish)
Lineage: Eukaryota; Metazoa; Chordata; Actinopteri; Perciformes; Anoplopomatidae
Product: transient receptor potential cation channel subfamily M member 4-like
Exons: 28
Coding region: 243-4019 (1258 amino acids)
Biological process (GO): calcium ion transmembrane transport
Cellular component (GO): membrane
Molecular function (GO): ligand-gated calcium channel activity; calcium-activated cation channel activity
Source: RefSeq, a predicted model, not a curated record
GGUAAUUGUGUGCCUCCUGUGAAAACCACACCCUCACCUGUGAGGUGUGUCUGGCUGCUCUACACCUGGUUUCCCCCUAAAUGACUAAGAAACGAUAUGAAAAUACGUUUCAAUAGUUUCCUGCUUUUUCAGUUCCCUGCACUCCUGUGAAUAAGCCUACUCUUCUGAAAAAUGGUCAAAAAGAAACCCUGAAGUAUUUUUUGUACACGGGCUCUCGCAGUGGAGCCGAAAGGGAAGUAAACAUGAGAGACACGGGAGGAGAAGGAGCGGACGGAGACAAGCUCGGUAAAGCCGAGAAGGACCAGAGUUGGAUCCCCAAAAUCAUCAAGAAAAGAGUGUGCACCACCUUUGUAGAAGAUUCGUGCAGUAAUGGCGCCCUGUGCCAGUGCGGGGGUGUACGAGAUGACCAUGGCUCUGUGGCUCUCGGUGACUAUUUCAGCACAGCGAUUGUCAACCACUGGGACAGCGCCCAGCACUCCUCUGAGUACCCGACUGAUGCCUUUGGAGAAUUGCAGUUCGCAGGAGCCAGCAAGAGGCAUAGCUAUUUCCUGCGUAUGUCAUGGGACACUACCCCGUCUAUGGUCUACACCCUGAUGACAGCCCACUGGGGUCUUCCUUCGCCUAACCUGGUGGUUUCUAUAGUGGGCGGAGAAGGCAGGACAAAGGUGAAGACCUGGGUACGGGAGGUCUUGAGGCAGGGACUGGUGAAAGCCUCACAAAGCACAGGAGCAUGGAUCCUGACGGCAGGCUUGCGAGAAGGCGUUGGCAGGUGUGUUGGAGAGGCUGUGAGGGAUCACGCUACUGCAGCCUCGUCGGUGUCCCUCAACAAGGUGGUGGCUCUGGGUAUCGCUCCCUGGGGCCUGGUGCACAACCGAGAGCAGCUGGUCAACCCUCAGGGCAGCUUUCCUGCUAAGUACUACGUCCAGAACAUGUCCCAGGACUCCUGCUGCCUGGACAACAACUACCAGGCCUUCCUGCUGGUGGACGAUGGCAGUGUGGGGCGCAGAGCAGAGACGGGGUUCAGGGCCAAACUGGAGGACUACAUCUCCCACCAGCGCACAGGCAUCUGGGGCAGUGGCAGCAUUGACAUCCCUGUCAUUUGUAUGCUGAUAUCAGGGGAGGCUAACAUGCUGGAGAGAGUCGAUCUUUCUCUGAAAACCUCCAUGCCCUGGCUGGUGCUGGCUGGCUCAGGAGGCCUGGCUGACUUCUUGAGCGACGUCUUGGACAAUCUGUCAUCAGCCCCGGUUGUCCAGUCAUCCGGCGAGGGAGAAGGCGAGGCAGGUCCCAGCGUGGAUCUGAAAGACAAAGUGGCAGAACGGGUUAAAAAGCACUUCCCUUCCGAAGCAGAGACAGACAAACUAGUUGAACGGACUCUGAGCAUCUACCAGAACAGAGACUUCAUUACAGUCUACCAUGGAGAGCAGGAGGGCCCAAAUGACUUUGAUACAGUCCUGCUCAAAGCAUUGGUUGGAGCUAGUAAGCAUCGUGCGUCAGCUGAUGCCAGCCCUUACAAUGAAGAGCUGAAGCUAGCGGUCACAUGGAACAGGGUUGACAUUGCCAAGAGUGAACUCUUUAAUGGAGACAUUAAUUGGAGGUAUGAUGACUUGGAAGACUCCAUGACAGAUGCCCUGAUCAACGACAAGCCUCAGUUUGUGCGUCUUUUCACCGAGAACGGCCUCAACAUUCUGGACUACCUGACUUACGGCAGGCUGGAAAGCCUUUACCGCUCAGUGGCUGAUGGGACGGUGCUUUACCAUCUACUCCAGCGCCGCCUAGUGGAGCGGCUAGGAACUGUAGGCUUUUCCCAGACACCAAACCAGCAGGACUCGCCUUCCAAAGUUGCAGCAGAGAACAUGCAGAGCGGCCCAGUGACGGAGAUUAGCCUUUUUGAGGUUGCAAGGGUCCUGGAGCUGUUAUUGGGUGACGUCUGCCAGCCAUUUUACUAUGAUGCUCUGGACUUAGAACAGAUCUCAUCCAAGAGGAGAGCACUUAGGCAUGCCAGUAAGCUGCUGCGGGGAGACUGCUUGUAUCGGAAUAAGCGCUGCCUCUUCCCCUGGGCUUCACUCUUCAUCUGGUCCGUCCUCCAGAACCGCAACGAGAUGGCAACUUACUUCUGGGAAAUGGCAGGGGAGUCGGUGCUCAGUGCUCUGAGUGGCUGUAAGAUUCUGAGGGAACUGUCCAAGCUGGAGAUUGAGGCAGAGACCAAACUGUCCAUGAAAGAGCUGGCCCAGAGGUUUGAGAACCUGGCACAUGACAUAUUCAGCUCUUGCUAUCGGAGCAAUGAGAGUCGCUCUUUCACCCUACUGAUUAGGAAAUCUCCAGUUUGGGGUGGUACCACCUGCCUCCAGAUGGGCAUGGGCGCUGACGCACGACUAUUCUUCAGCCAUGAUGGAGUACAGUCUCUAUUGUCCCAGAUCUGGUGGGGUGACAUGAAGAGGAACACGGAGGUGUGGAAGCUCCUGGUCACCUUCUUCUGCCCCGUCCUCUGCUACACCAACCUCAUCUCCUUUAGGAAACAAGACGACAACUAUCAAGGGGAGGAGGAGAAGCCUAACGAGGACUUACAGGGCAAGGACAGCGACAGCCUCUAUGGCCACACCGUCUUCUCUUUCUCUGACAUCAAGCACAUUGAAGCUGAUACACAAGGAACCAUGACUCCCAGGACAGCAAAAAUUAAAGGCAUUCCCCACUCUCACAGACCACCAAAACGUCCGUACAUAGUGUCAAGAUGGCGUCAGUUCUGGUUUGCGCCUGUCACUGCAUUUUUGGGCAACGUUCUGAUGUACUUCCUGUUCCUCCUGCUGUUUGCCUACGUGUUGUUGGUGGACUUCAAGCCCCCGCCGCCCUCUGGUCCGGCCAUCACUGAGUAUGUGCUGUACUUCUGGGUGUUCACCAUCGUGUGUGAGGAGAUACGGGAGACAUUCUUUUUGGGCACGAUGACUUUGCGUAUGAGGCUCAGAGUGUACAUUCAGGAUGUGUGGAACAAGUGUGACCUCAUUGCCGUCGUGCUGUUCAUUCUGGGAGUAAUCUGCAGGAUGUUCACAUGGUCGUAUGGAUUUGGCCGGGAUGUCCUGUGUGUGGACUACAUGGUCUUCACCCUCCGUCUCAUUCACAUCUUUGCCAUUCACAAACAGCUGGGACCAAAGAUCAUCAUUGUUGGCAAGAUGAUGAAGGACAUCUUCUUCUUCCUUUUCUUCCUGAUGGUGUGGCUAAUGGCAUACGGAGUGGCCAAUCAGGCUCUGCUUUACGCCUAUGACCCGAGUUUGGAUCGCAUCUUUCGCCGUGUUUUCUACAGACCGUACUUGCACAUCUUUGGACAGAUCCCUGUGGAAGAGAUGGACGUGGGGAAGCAGUGGGACAUGCCCUGCACAGACAACGUGACAUUGAUUGAGAGCGGUGCGGAGCCGUGCAGGACUCUGUAUAGUAACUGGCUGGUGGUAAUUCUGCUGAUUGUUUAUCUGCUGGUCACCAACAUCCUGCUCAUCAACCUCCUCAUCGCCAUGUUUAGUCACACCUUCUCUGAAGUGCAGGCUAACAGCGACAUCUACUGGAAGUUCCAGCGCUACACCCUGAUAGUUCAGUACCACUCCCGUCCUUCCCUGGCUCCUCCUUUCAUCAUCCUCUCUCACAUCAAUCUCUUUAUCAAGAGAAUCAUUCGCAAAGUGCCCUCUAUCAAGAUCCACCACUUUGUAUUGCAGCUAAGAGGGAAAGCAGCCAACAAGCUAAUGACGUGGGAAACCAUUCAGAAGGAGGACUUCUUGACUGCCCAGAACAAGAUUCAGAAAAGCAGUGACUCAGAGAGGCUCAAACGGAUGUCUGUCAAAGUGGACGGUGUGCUGAAAAAUAUGACUGAAAGCAGAGACUUUGACUGCAGGCUGAGGGCUCUGGAGAAUGAGAUGGAGUACUGCUCAAAUGCUCUCAGCUGGAUUGUGGAUACUUUGGCACAAGGCAGCACGUUCAAACCUCCUCGUCCUCCUCCUACAUCAAGAGAUUCUUUCCUCUCUUCCAAUUCCACCUGAUCCAGCCGUGGUGAUGCCUUCACUUGCUCAGGGCCGGUAUGACACAAUAUUUUAGUGCUUUUACUUUGGCUGCUUCCUUGCUACACACCCACCAGCUGACUGUAUGUCAGCUAUGUUCAUCACUGAACUCAGUUACCAAAUAUGUUUACUUGUUCUGAACUGAAAACAAGUGUAGCAGCCAUCUGUUUUUGUUACAGUGUUGAUUAAAUGCAAAAGUUGACAUUUUAUGUGUGCAAUUGAUUGUAUUUUAAUGCCAAAGUCAAGUAUGUGUAUUUAUGAUUCAGCAUGAUGUAUUUUAUGGAUUCUAUUUCUCAAUGUCAUUAUGUCUUCAGUGCUGUACUUUCAAGCUGACUGCUGGAAUUCUGUUUUUAAGGUUUUUAUGUGGAUUUUUACUGCUAUAUUGAAACUGAUAAUUAUUACAUUCACUGCACAUUACUGUUGUAAUACUUUUGUGUUCUGUUACUUCUUGUCAACCGUAAAUGUUAAACCAUGUAUUUGUUAUGCUACAUUAUUUU